UGUUACGUCCCCCGGCCGCCUGUGUAUGUAUUAUGUGUAUGUGCUUAUGUCUAUGUAGUCUAUGGAUUUGAUCACCAUGUUUAGUGGAGAGUCAGACCUCUCUUUCUGUCCGGAGAUCGUGUGUGUUGUGUUUACAGGUGUGCAGGUGAUUCGCUGGACGAUCGUGACGUUGCUCCGGCUGGAUUGGCUGAGCAAGGGGCUCGGCCUUCUGUGUCAACGGUCGCCGACUGGAUAACAAGCGUGACGUCACCGCUGCUGGAUUGGUGGAGCAAGGGGCUCGGCCUUCAUAAUGCCGGCCACACGGAAGCCGCGGUCUCUCUCGUACAUGGCAGCAGCACAUUGUAUCGUUCUCUGGUUUUGUAAUUGAUAAGUACUUUGUUGUGUGAUCCACGUGUGAUUAUUUCGCUUGCUUGCUAAAUAAUUCACCCUUUUGUUAAGACCAGCGCCUUAGGGCCAACUGAGUCAUUUGUGUAUAUUGUAAAUAGUCAUUGUCACAUAUUAUUGUUUGCACGGAGCGUAGGGGUGAGCUGCUAUUUCUGUUAUACCUGUUUUCUCAUGUUUAUCAUUAGCCUAGGGAGUUAGGCCUAGUAUUGUAUUUUUGUUUCUUUUGUUUUUGUUAGGAAUUAGUUAUUUCGCCGGUCGGUAGACAGGUUGCUUUUUGUUUGUUGUUUUGGCCUGGGCUCACCCUGACGUCUUUUGCUCCAUUUUGUGUGCGAUAUUGUACAGUGUGUUUUUGGAGUGUGUAGCAAUAAAUUGCUCACUUGUACAUUUACUCUCGUGUUUCUGUGUGUCCUUAUGUUACGCACCCACACCCCUAGACCGGGGCGUAACAUAAAGUGGGGGCUCGUCCGUUCUUUAGUCCCGUUUUCGUUGUUGAGAUUUGUUGUUGCAAAUCUUUGGUUGGCAGUAUUCUUUGUUGUGUGGGGGCACAUCAUGUUCGAUAUGGACGAGUUUGCACAAAAUCCCACCAUGGACAAGUUGGAAAGAUGCACAAAAGCAGAUUUAUUUUUGAUUGCCUCGUUCUUUGAUGUCUCUAUUCCCUUAAAUGCACGUAAGGUAGAGAUUAAGAGUUGUCUGUCACAGAGGUUGGUGGAGAAGGGCGUAAUUAAAGUAGCGAAAUUGCAGUCGGUCCCUGUAUCUGAGGGUUUAAACGAGUUUAAGACAUGUCUUCCUGAGAACAUUGUUGUGUAUUUAAAUGAGCAAAAAGUUGAGUCGCUGUCAAAAGCUGCGGUGUGUGCAGAUGAGUUUGUGCUGACUCACCGAGUUGCAUUUCCUUCUGCGCGCCGUGAGCAUACUCCGAGUCCAGGGGUAAAUAUCCAUAAAAAUCCAAAACUCCCGACAAAAUCCCCACAGCGUCCUAAUACAGCUUCUCCUGAUAGCCGUGAAUGUUUUUACUGCCACGUGUCUGGACAUCUUAUCGCUAGCUGUCCUGCUCUCCAGCGCAAAGAGGCUAAUCAGGGCUCCAGAAAGCCGAAAAGUGUGGGUUUUGUCCAGUCGAUUCCUGCUCCGACCUCCGUCCAGACUGCUCCUGCUUUGCCCGCUGUGAGCUCAGACGAACCUAAGGAAGAUGAAAUAGACGAGUUGUAUAGGCCGUUUAUCACCGAAGGUUCAGUCUCACUGACAGGGGAAGAUAAAGACCAGAUACCGGUCACAAUUCUACGUGACUCAGGAGCGAAUCAGUCCCUUUUGUUGCGGAGUGUCUUACCUUUUUCCUGUAGUUCAUUCUGUGGUUCCGAUGCUCUUCUGUGGGGGGUGAAGAUGAGUACUGUGAGAGCGCCGCUGCACUCUGUGUUUCUGCGCUCACCUCUGGUUACCGGUCCUGUGAAACUCGGCUUACGUUCCCGCCUGCCAAUUCAGGGUGUGGAUCUAAUCCUCGGUAAUGAUUUGGCUGGAAAGAAGAUUUUUCCAACACCUGAGGUGGUUGAAAACCCUGUGCCUGACUCUGUUUCACCUGUGUCCGCUGCUGUUAAUCCUGUGUUCCCUGCCUGUGUUGUGACGCGUGCGCAGUCACGAAAAUUCGGAGACGUGAUGAACCUGGCUGACUCAUUCAUGUUCUCCCCUGAGAAUAAAACAGAGUCUCCUCUUGCAGCCAAACCUGUGAAAAAUGUGUCUAUGAAUCUGCUGCCCGCCGAGGCGGAGGUGGCGUUCGAAGUGGAUCGAAGUGCGUUCAUUGCCGCACAGCAGAGUGACCCGACUCUGGUCACGUGCCUGGCGCUUGCCACUGCUCCAAGCUCGGAAACCCCGCGUGUGUACGCUGUUGUAGAUGGGGUCUUGGUGCGCAACUGGUUUCCCCCAGCUGUUGGCAAUCUGGAGUGGAAUGUGGUCCAGCAGUUAGUUGUUCCCCAGAGUUUUCGGUCACAUGUUCUUAGUCUGGCUCAUGAUAAUCUCUCUGGCCACUUAGGGAUAAAAAAAACCUACCACCGCAUCAUGCGUUAUUUCUACUGGCCAGGGCUGAAGUCUGAUGUCACUCGUUUUUGUCGUUCUUGUCAUGUGUGCCAAGUCAGUGGAAAGCCUAAUCAGAUCAUUCCUCCCGCUCCGCUUCAGCCCAUUCCUGUACUUGGGGAGCCGUUUGAGCACCUGAUCUUGGACUGUGUCGGUCCGCUCCCUAAGACAAAGUCCGGUCAUCAGUACCUGUUGACGUUGGUGUGUGCCGCUACUCGCUACCCCGAAGCCAUUCCAUUACGCACCCUAAAAGCUAAAGCUGUUGUCAAGGCACUAACUAACUUCUUUUCCACUUUUGGGUUGCCGAAGUAUGUGCAGACCGAUCAGGGGUCAAAUUUUAUGUGUAAACUGUUUGCGCAGGUGCUGGCUUCACUGUCAAUCAAGCACCGCAAGUCUAGCGCUUACCAUCCCCAGUCCCAGGGGGCGCUUGAGCGUUUUCACCAGACGCUUAAAUCCAUGAUGAGGAAAUACUGUUUGGAGAAUGAAAAAGAUUGGGACGAGGGCUUGCCUUUUCUCCUGUUAGCGGCGAGAGAAAGUGUGCAGGAGUCCACCGGUUUCAGUCCUGCAGAGUUGGUGUUUGGACACACCGUGCGUGGUCCCCUUCGUUUGCUCCGAGAGCAGUUCUUGUCCGAGACUGACAGUCCCAGUAUCAAUGUGUUAGAUUAUGUCAGUAAAUUCAGAGAGAGGUUGCACAAAGCACGUGACGCUGCCCGCAGUGCCCUGACUGAAACUCAGGCUAAAAUGAAAAAAAGAUUUGACAAGAAAUCCGUCAGGAGAGAGUUCCAGGUUGGUGAGGAGGUGCUGGCCCUUCUGCCAAUGUCCGGUGCCGCUCUCCAAGCAAAGUUCUGUGGUCCUUAUGUGAUUGAGGAAAAACUUGGUGAGACUGAUUAUGUUGUGCGCACCCCUGACCGCAGACGAAAAAGUCGAGUGUGCCAUGUUAAUAUGUUGAAGCAGUACGUCACACGCCAUGCUGCUGUGCCUCCUCCUGUCAGUCCUGCCGCUGUGGCCACUGUCGCAGCUGCAGAUGUGACUCCUUCUCAGUAUGCUCCACAAAGUGAUGGCUUAAGCGCGAGCAGCCCUCCGUGCUCGCGACUUAAAAAUUCUGAAAUUAUGAGAAACUUGUCAGCUCAUUUAGAACAUUUGGAUGCUUCUGCCCAAACAGACAUCAUUCAGCUCAUUGAAAAUUAUCCCACUUUGUUUUCAGACACACCAUCCCGUACAACUGUCCUUUCUCAUGAUGUCGAUGUUGAAAACCACCCACCCAUCAAACAGCAUGCUUACCGUGCAAACCCGACAAAGCGUUCACUCCUCGAAAAUGAGGUGGAAUAUUUGUUGGAGAACGGUCUGGCUGUGCCCAGCUCCAGUGCGUGGAGUUCUCCCUGUUUGCUUGUGCCCAAGUCGGAUCGGACGCCACGUUUCUGCACAGAUUACAGAAAAGUGAAUAAUGUGACCAAGGCUGACUCGUACCCCUUACCCAGAAUGGAGGACUGCGUGGACCGAGUGGGUUCGGCCACGUACGUCACAAAACUUGACUUACUGAAGGGCUAUUGGCAAGUCCCGUUAACUCCUCGUGCCUCAGAGAUCUCCGCUUUUGUCACUCCGGAUAGCUUCCUCCAGUAUACAGUCAUGCCCUUCGGUCUCCGCAAUGCACCUGCCACAUUCCAGCGGCUGAUGCACAUCGUUUUGGCUAAUGUAAAAAACUGUGAGGUGUAUCUUGAUGAUGUUGUGGCAUACUCGGACACCUGGUCUGAGCAUGUUACAGUCCUGAAAGAGAUUUUCAAGAGGUUGAAAGACGCAAAUUUAACUUUGAACCUGGCGAAGUGUGAGUUUGGUAAAGCCACUGUUACCUACCUUGGUAAACAGGUGGGCCAGGGACACGUGCGUCCCGUUGAUGUGAAAGUCCAAGCCAUCGUGACUUAUCCUGUACCCCAGACGAGGCGUGAGCUCCGCCGUUUCUUGGGGAUGGCGGGCUACUACCGUAGUUUCUGCCGAAACUUUGCUGAGGUUGUUGCUCCUCUCACCAGCCUGACGAGCGAGAAAAAGCCGUUCGCUUGGUCACCUGCUUGCCAACACGCUUUCGAGUCCUGUAAGGCGCUUCUUUGCAGCACACCUGUCCUCACAGCCCCAAGUUUCACACGGCCGUUUAAGUUAGAAGUUGAUGCCAGUGCCAGCGGGGCCGGUGCCGUGUUGCUGCAGGAGGACAAGCAGGGUAUCGACCACCCCAUCUGCUACUUCUCGAAGAAGUUCAGUGCUGCCCAGCUCAAUUACAGCACGGUCGAGAAGGAGGCUCUUUCCUUGCUGUUCGCUCUGCAACACUUUGAAGUGUACAUUGGUUCCAGUCCGUUACCUGUUGUCGUGUACACCGACCACAACCCUCUCGUUUUCUUGAACCGCAUGCAAAACGCCAAUCAGCGGUUAAUGAGGUGGUCCUUGUUAGUGCAAGAUUUCAACCUUGAGAUCCACCACAAGAAGGGUACAGAUAAUGUGUUAGCUGAUGCCCUUUCGCGUGUGUAAUUAUGUUCUGUGAACAAACAUCUUAGGGGAUGUUGUUCAUUUAGAGAGGGGGGUGUUACGUCCCCCGGCCGCCUGUGUAUGUAUUAUGUGUAUGUGCUUAUGUCUAUGUAGUCUAUGGAUUUGAUCACCAUGUUUAGUGGAGAGUCAGACCUCUCUUUCUGUCCGGAGAUCGUGUGUGUUGUGUUUACAGGUGUGCAGGUGAUUCGCUGGACGAUCGUGACGUUGCUCCGGCUGGAUUGGCUGAGCAAGGGGCUCGGCCUUCUGUGUCAACGGUCGCCGACUGGAUAACAAGCGUGACGUCACCGCUGCUGGAUUGGUGGAGCAAGGGGCUCGGCCUUCAUAAUGCCGGCCACACGGAAGCCGCGGUCUCUCUCGUACAUGGCAGCAGCACAUUGUAUCGUUCUCUGGUUUUGUAAUUGAUAAGUACUUUGUUGUGUGAUCCACGUGUGAUUAUUUCGCUUGCUUGCUAAAUAAUUCACCCUUUUGUUAAGACCAGCGCCUUAGGGCCAACUGAGUCAUUUGUGUAUAUUGUAAAUAGUCAUUGUCACAUAUUAUUGUUUGCACGGAGCGUAGGGGUGAGCUGCUAUUUCUGUUAUACCUGUUUUCUCAUGUUUAUCAUUAGCCUAGGGAGUUAGGCCUAGUAUUGUAUUUUUGUUUCUUUUGUUUUUGUUAGGAAUUAGUUAUUUCGCCGGUCGGUAGACAGGUUGCUUUUUGUUUGUUGUUUUGGCCUGGGCUCACCCUGACGUCUUUUGCUCCAUUUUGUGUGCGAUAUUGUACAGUGUGUUUUUGGAGUGUGUAGCAAUAAAUUGCUCACUUGUACAUUUACUCUCGUGUUUCUGUGUGUCCUUAUGUUACGCACCCACACCCCUAGACCGGGGC
Epinephelus moara (kelp grouper) is the source of this 5835-nucleotide messenger RNA. RefSeq lists its product as uncharacterized. The record is from RefSeq and is a predicted model, not a curated record. Lineage: Eukaryota; Metazoa; Chordata; Actinopteri; Perciformes; Serranidae. Bases 796 to 4956 code for a protein of 1386 amino acids. Gene Ontology annotation, molecular function: nucleic acid binding; zinc ion binding. Gene Ontology annotation, biological process: DNA integration. The transcript is spliced from 2 exons.